GCGCUUCAGGAGGGCGAGGUAUUGUCAAACUAUAAAAUACCUCAACGCCCCCCAACCAAUCGCCAAGGCAAACAGUUGAAUCACAAUACCCAUCGGCAAAUCCAGUUGCAAGUCCAAUCCCAAUGGACAGAGACAAAACGAGAGAGCCCGAUCCAGUUUCCCAUUAGAAUCCCUAGCCAUACAAUACCAAAAUAAGGAGUGAUAGAGUGAGAGAGAAUAAAGUUGUGAAGAAUAAUCACGGAUUGGAAGUUGGAAUACCCUAGCCAAAGGAGAGAGCCUCGACAGGCCCCAGUCGAGGAGUGUGUGACGUAAAGCACCGAUCCAAACAAGUAUCAGCUGUGUGGCAGUCAUUGUUCGUUUGGGAUAUAUUUUUUUCUAGUGCCUCCUGGCUGGCACUAGCACAAGAAUAAUAACUCACUCAACUUUCCAUUAUUUUUACUCUAUAAUCCCCCCCCUCCUCCACUGAGACUCGAUAAAUCAUCGAGAUAAAGGAAAAUAAAUCACUUCAUUAUAGUUUUUUCCUUUUUUCUUUUGUUAAAUUAAUUUCAUAAAGAGUAACGGUGCAGUGUUCAAGGAUAAAGAGGAGAAAAAAUAAAAGAUAAAAAACCAAGUGAAAAUUUUUGUGACGUGAGGGGGAGUGGACUCUGGUGGACGAGUGACGCCGAAAUAGCGUAAGAAAAUCGGAAAAUUAUUGGAAAAUGGUGGAAAUAGUGUGAGCGUGGGACUUGAACAUAAGUGGACAUUUUAUUUUUUUUUGUUUCUUUUUGGCUUUCAUAGUGGAGGAGAAAUAGGCAAGUGAGUGAGUGACUGUGGUAGUGCGGAUGAUCGUGGAAUUAGGUGAUCGGUGGAUUUAGGAAGGUUUAAAGCACCUCCUAGGUAAAUAAUAAUCGUGUGAAAAACGGGGCGAUACGCGCACAAGCCUGGCCUCGAGCGGCGAGUCGGACGACGGUGGGCUCGCUCCGCCACCGCGCAAAAGGUCCCGUAGUUCAUUCUCGACUACCCCAAGACCAGCGGACGAGUACCACAACAACCCAAACAUGGACAAUUAUCGUAUGAUGCAGCAAGCCACAAAUGGGGCGCCAGUAACAGGACCACAACAGAAUGGUUCAACACCAGACACUGGUGGUUCCCAUGCCAAUGGCAAUACAUCACCAAGAUGCGACGGUGAUAUCAAUGGUGUUAAUGGCGAGAGCCAAGCACUGGGACCACCAAAGAUUAUGGAUAAGACUAAUCAGGACAUUGUGCGUCUCAUUGGGCAACAUUUGAAGGCAGUUGGACUUGAUCGGACAGCUGAUUUACUCAUGCAGGAAUCUGGCUGUCGUCUGGAUCAUCCGUCAGCUGCUAAAUUCCGUCAGCACGUUAUGGACGGAGACUGGAAUAAGGCGGAUCACGAUCUCAAUGAGCUCAAACCAUUUUUGAAUAAUCAAAAUCAGAGUCUCGUUGAGAUGAAAUUUCUGCUAUUGGAGCAGAAGUAUCUCGAGUUUCUCGAGGAGGGUCUCGUGUUGGAUGCACUUCAGGUAUUGAGGAAUGAGCUGACACCACUGGGACACAACACGGGUCGAGUUCAUCAGUUAUCGGCAUUUAUGAUGUGCAGUGGGAGAGAUGAACUACAAACACGUGCAGGAUGGGACGGAAAGGGUUCAGCCUCUCGUGCUGCCCUGAUGGAUAGACUCCAGAGGUACCUUCCACCCUCCAUAAUGCUACCACCACGACGCCUUCAAUCCCUGCUGAGCCAGGCCAUCGAAAUGCAAAAUCAACAAUGCACCUAUCAUAUUUCGCCAAAUCAGGCGACAUUAGAGAGUGUCUCACUGCUGGUAGAUCACACCUGUGGCAAAGAGCACUUUCCCUGUCAUACCACUCAAGUGCUCAAUGAUCACUGCGACGAGGUUUGGUAUUGUAAAUUUUCACCCGAUGGCCUCAAACUAGCCACUGGCUCCAAGGACAUGACCAUCAUCAUCUGGGACGUUGAUCCUGACACGUUGAGGGUCACUCAUAGAAAAACCCUCGAGGGUCACACCUUUGGUGUGGCUUUCAUCACUUGGAGCCCUGAUAGCACUCAUCUCAUUGCCUGUGGCCCUGAGGAUUGCCCUGAAUUGUGGGUCUACAGUAUCAAUACUCGUGAUUGCGAACUCAGGAUUAAAUUCACACAGAGCACUGAGGACUCACUCACUGCCUGCGCCUGGCACAGAGAUGCCAAAAAAUUCGUCACUGGGGGAAUUCGUGGACAGUUUUAUCAAUGCGAUUUGGAUGGGAAUAUUGUUGACUCUUGGGAAGGAGUUAGAGUGAAGAGCCUGUGGUGCAGAAGUGAUGGUAAAACAGUACUGGCAGCUGAUACUCAUCAUCGUAUUCGCAGCUACAGCUUUGAAGAAUUGGCAGAUUUCACAAUGCUGCAAGAGGAUCACGCUGUUAUAUCCUUCAGUGUAAACAAAACAGAUCGGCUGGUGCUUCUCAACAUAGCAAACCAAGGGGUCCACAUGUGGGACUUGCAAGACAGAUGCCUCGUGAGACGCUUCCAGGGAGUGACUCAAGGGCAUUUUACCAUCCACAGUUGCUUUGGGGGAGUCAAUCAGGACUUCAUUGCUUCGGGAAGUGAGGACAAUAAAGUUUACGUAUGGCACAUUAAACGAGAACUGCCAAUAGCUGUAUUAACCGGACACAGUAGAACUGUCAACUGUGUGUCAUGGAAUCCUGUGUAUCAUCAGAUGAUGGCUUCAGUUUCUGAUGACUGCACCGUUAGGAUAUGGGGUCCAAGGGCCUCCUCUCCUGACAGAGUCGAUACUAAGACUGCAUCACCAGAAAGCAACUCAUCAAAUGGCUCUGGCUGGCACGAGAUGGUGUCGUAGCAAAUUACAAUUUAGCCAUAACUCCCAUGACCCCAUGGUGUUCAAAAGACUGUCCGUACGACCGUCAUGUUGAGUCUCAUCACUCCUGUGCCCACUAACAAACCUACAAACGAUUAAUAAUCGAUAAACGAAGUAACUCCACGGGAUUAAUUAACAACUGGAAAGUUUCAUGGAAUCAAGAGGCCCUGCUGUCAAAAUUGCCGUGGAUUAUUCACUUGCAGAUCACGUGCAGACCAUUGAUCAACAGUUCACAACGUCCGGAUGUUGGUAAUUAAAUAUUUUUCUUUAAUUUUACCUAAAAAUUGCUUAGGUACGGCAUUCGCUGGACGAUUAACUCUGCGGGUUGUUCUUACUUUUUAUUAUUAUUAUCAACGGUACAACUUGCCUCUCAAGUGCUGAGGAAAAUAAUCACAAAAUUCAAUUGUAUCGUGGAUUAUUAUUUUUGUGAGAGAGAUAUAAACAUAAAUAGAGGUAAAUCCGUUCCAAGGCGUAAUGAUGAUACUGAACUUAUCGAGUUUAACGUCUUACGAUAAAUCGAAUUCGAAGUGCAUAAUAACGAGUAAAUAACGAUUUAAAUAGUUAAAGAUUACGUAGGGUAGUGAUAAAGGAGAUGAUUGGAUAGAUUAACACGGGAUGAUUACUAAGAUUGGAAUUUAUGCUAAGUGUGAUUAAUCAGUUUCGUCGAUAUAAAAUAAGAUUUUUUAAAUUUUGUUGUUGAGUGGAAUGAAGAAAUUGCUAUUUUUUAGGGGCCUUCUUUGGAACAAAAAAAUGAAUUGAUUGAAUGUGGAGCACGAUGGGAGACCCAACGCAAAGUUCAGAUAAUUUUUUGUUAUUUUUUGAGAAAGGGAUUACAUUUUUUCAUUUGAUAAAUUUAUUUUUGGAAAUUGUAUCACUGUGGGGAACUUCGCCGAGGGCUUUAAUGAAAAUGUGAGAUUAUUCUUUUAUUCCACUCACCAACAAAAUGUCUGAGGUAAUGGAAAUUAAUUCGAGGAGAAGAAAUAGUACGGGAUAUUUCUUUUUUUUUUCAUUUUUGGAACACAUCUUGCGAUAUUCGAAAAAAAAAACGGAUAUUAGAAAUCGAAUCGUCUCGUUUCACUACUUCUCGAUAGGAUUGAUAAUCAUAUUGAUAUUUGAGGGGGAGAGCAUCUUCGAGUUUUUUUCGAUUGAAAUCUACUCACUUGGUUCGGGCCAAUUAAACAUCAAAAUUUUGGGAGAACCACAAAGAUAGUUGCAAUACGUGAAAUUGAAUUUUUCCUUUUUUUUUUUUUAAUACUUCUGAG
Messenger RNA from Fopius arisanus, 4123 nucleotides. Its product is annotated as WD repeat-containing protein 26. Gene Ontology annotation, molecular function: protein binding. The coding region runs from base 1038 to 2843 and encodes 601 amino acids. The record is from RefSeq and is a predicted model, not a curated record. The transcript has 5 exons. Gene Ontology annotation, cellular component: GID complex. Gene Ontology annotation, biological process: proteasome-mediated ubiquitin-dependent protein catabolic process. Lineage: Eukaryota; Metazoa; Arthropoda; Insecta; Hymenoptera; Braconidae.